UGUCAGGGUAUUCUAUCCUUACGCACGCGCACACACGCAUACACUAACACACACUCUCUCACGUCUCCCUCUCGCACACGCACAUGGAGUACUACUGGACCCACCUACUCUGGAUUCUCUGGAGCGUGAUGCCAGGGUUCCAUGACUGUUUCAACAUUGACACCAGAAAUCACAGGAUCAUAAAGGGCCCCAGGCAGACACAGUUUGGCUACACUGUCCAACAACACAUGGCUGGAGGGCAGAAGUGGUUACUGGUAGGAGCCCCACUGGAAACAAAUGGACAGCAUCAGACAGGAGAUGUGUACAAAUGUCCCUUAAGCAGAAGAUCUGGAGGACCCAGCUGCACCAAACUCAAUCUUGGAAGGAUAUCGUUGACAAAUGUCUCUGAGCGAAAGGAUAAGAUGAGACUUGGAAUGACCCUUUCGUCCAAUCCUAAAGACAACAGCUUUGUGGCUUGUGGUCCCCUUUGGUCGUACGAAUGUGGCAGCUCAUACUACAGCACUGGAAUUUGCUCUAGAGUCAACGCCAGCUUUAAAUUUUCCCGCACUAUCGCUCCUGCUUUCCAAAGGUGUGAGACAUACAUGGACAUAGUGAUAGUGCUGGACGGUUCAAAUUCAAUCUACCCCUGGAACGAAGUUCAAGACUUCCUUAUUAACAUCCUGCGGAAAUUCUAUGUUGGACCAGGACAGAUUCAGGUUGGAGUACUGCAGUAUGGAGAAAAGGUGGUGUCCGAGUUUCAACUGAAUGACUUCCGCUCUGUGGAGGAUGUGGUCAAAGCAGCCCGUAAGAUAGGCCAGCGAGGAGGAGAAGAGACCAACACUGCGCUGGGAAUCAGUGUUGCACGCUCAGAGGCCUUUAAACAGGGAGGCAGAAGAGGAGCAAAGAAGGUCAUGAUUGUCAUCACCGAUGGAGAGUCACAUGACAGCGCUGACCUGCAGCAGGUCAUUGAGGACAGCGAGAAGGAUGGCAUCACCCGAUAUGCCAUUGCUGUACUGGGCUACUACAACCGCAGAGGCAUCAACCCAGAAGCUUUCCUCAAUGAGAUCAAAUACAUCGCUAGUGACCCCGAUGAUAAGCAUUUCUUUAACGUGACAGACGAAGCAGCUUUGAAGGACAUUGUGGAUGCUCUCGGAGAGAGGAUCUUCAGUUUAGAGGGGACUAGCAAGAAUGGGACAGCAUUUGGUCUCCAGAUGUCUCAAGCUGGCUUCUCCACACACAUAGUGGAGGAUGGUAUUUUAGUGGGAGCAGUGGGAGCUUAUGACUGGAAUGGGGCUGUGCUGAAGGAGACUCGUCAGGGUAAAGUGGUCCCACCAAAGUCUUCUUAUGAACAAGAGUUCCCAGAAGAACUAAAGAACCAUGGAGCGUACCUGGGUUACACAGUGACAUCAGUGGUUUCAGCUCGCAGUGGCCAGUUAUUUGUUGCAGGAGCUCCUCGGUUUAACCACACGGGCAAGGUCAUCAUCUUCACCCUGAAAAAUACUGGAGAGCUCACUAUAUUACACUCACUCAAGGGACAGCAGAUUGGGUCAUACUACGGCAGUGAGAUUGCUCCAGUGGAUCUGGAUGAUGAUGGAGUGACUGAUAACCUGCUGGUGGCUGCGCCCAUGUUUUUCAGUGGAGGCUGGGAAAAGGGCAAAGUCUACAUCUACAGAGUCACAGAGCAGCCUCGUUUCAUACUGGAGGGCUCGCUGGAGAUUUUAGAUCAAGGUCAGAAUGCCCGUUUUGGCUCUGCACUGGCCCCUGUGCCUGAUCUCAACGGGGAUUCAUUUAAUGAUGUGGUAAUAGGAGCUCCAUUAGAGGAUGACCACAAAGGAGCCAUUUACAUCUACCAUGGCCAACGCAACAGAAUACUGAGGAAGUAUAAACAGAGGAUUGGUGCUAUUCAGCUGGCCCCGGGUCUGCAGUACUUUGGUCGUAGUAUCCAUGGGAAGAUGGAUAUGAAUGGAGAUGACCUGGUGGAUCUAGCUGUGGGCUCCCUUGGUGCUGCAGUACUUCUGUGGUCUCGAAGUGUUGUCCGAAUCCAUGCUAUUGUUCGAUUUGAGCCCAGCAAAAUCAACAUAUUCAAUAAAGACUGUCGGAGAGGAGGAAAAGAUGUGACCUGCAUGUCAGCUAUUGUAUGUCUGAAUAUCACAGCUCGGACUCCUAUCAGAGCCUCACAGGAAAUAGCUAUUAGCUACAAUUCUUUCUUUGAGGAGAAGCGCUUCAACCCUCGAGCCGUGUUUGAUGACCCAGAUCGCCAGCAGCCACAGAAUCUCACACUGCUUCCUGGAGAGGAGAAGUGUGACCACAUCUACUUCCACGUCAUGGAAACUACAGACUAUGCCAGGCCCAUUAUAUUCACUGUAGAAACUGAGCUAUUGGAACUGGAUCAAGGCCCAGCACUGGAUGACAGCUGGUCGACUACAGUGAAAACACAGCUUCCCUUCUGGAACGGGUGUGAUGAAGAUGACCACUGUGUUCCAGACUUGGUGUUACAAUCUCAGACUGAUCUAAUGAAUCGCAAGCAGUUCUGUGCCCAGGCGUUUCGAGCAGGCAGUCUAUUAUGUCGGAGUCAGACGCCAGCAGAACCUUCUGAACGCAUUAUAGAGGGAUCCAGGAAGAAGAUGGUAGUAGAUGUACGUCUGGAAAACAGAGGAGAGAAUGCAUAUGGAGCUCAGCUUAACAUCACUAACACUCCAAAUCUACGCUUCUCCAGCCUUAUAGUGAAGGAUAACUCUGAAAUACAUAUAGACUGCCGUAGUGAGAACAGACGAAAAUACGAGAAAUCGUGCAAUAUUAGUGCACCCUUUAUGAGAGCAAAGUCACAGGUAACAUUUCGUUUGGAAUUUGAAUUCAGUCACUCUGUGCUGCUGGAUCACGUACGGAUCAUGUUGGAGGUUACCAGUGAGGGUGAGGAAGUUGUCCUACACGAUAACAUUAAUGACAUUUUCUACACUCUGAAAUACGAAGCUGAUUUGCUCUUCACAAGGGAUUUUUACCCUACCCGAUAUGAGCUUAAACCUGACCUCUCUCUAGAGGAACCUAGUGAUUUCAACCCUCGGUUCAACUUUACCUUUCAGGUGAGGUCAACUUCCUUGCUAACUAUAACUAAAGAGAGGAGGGCCCUCGUGUUUCGAACUAACCAAACAUGUUUUCUCUAUGCAUCACAGAUCCAGAACCUUGGUUAUUUUCCAAUCCAAGAUUUGCAACUGUACAUUGCAAUCCCUGAGGUCACGAAAAAUGGCAAUCAACUUCUGCAGAUCAGAGAUUUUCAUAUUGACCAGGUAGGUGGAAGUCAUUGUAUCCCCCCUCAGCAUGUGGCACACAGUCGGGCGUCUCCAGAGGACCUGUCACGAACAUCACGACUGAACUACUCCAACACCCUGACGGUGCCAGUGCAGUGUACCGUCAACCUGCCUUCCUACAGAGACGUCAGCGUGAAAAUUGGUGGAUCCCUCCGUACUGAUGCACUGCAUGCGCUGAAGUUCAAAACCCUGGAGCUGGUGACGACAGCCUCAGUGGAACUGAACCCAUCCAGCCCUAUGUUUCUGCCUGAAGAGAGGCCGGUCAGACAUAUAAUCCUAGAGAUCAGGAAAGAGGAGGAUUACCGUGUUCCCAUCUGGAUUAUCAUAGGCAGCACACUUGGAGGCCUGUUACUCCUCUCACUUCUCAUUUUGGCACUUUGGAAGUUAGGGUUUUUCCAAAGGCAGAAAAGACGUGAGGAGACUGAGAAUGAGGCUAAUGGCAAGAUGAUGGAAGAGCGAUAACGCAGGCUGCUUAAGAGUGUUCAGGCAGGCCUACAUCUCAGGGACCAACCAACAGCAACAUUAGAUGUCUCUGAAACAGAGAGAAAGGGAGAAAGAGAGAAAAACAGGACUUGAGGCAAUGAAGAAAGGAGAGGGAUUUGCUCUGUGCACUGGACGACCUGUUGUUCAACCAUGAAAAACACUGCAAUGAGGCUCACCAUGCCUGCACUGCUUACUGAGCCGACCCUGCAGAUGGGUCUCCAUCUCAUUUCUCACUCCACAUCAAAACCCUCAUGAUGACAUGUUGAGGACAGUCUUCUGACAGACACUUAGAAGAUGCAUUCAAAAAGAAAGCUUUUUUUCACAGGGUCUUUGGAAACGCAGUCAUUUGAUCCUUGGUCACUUCCAAUGUCUGGCUCUGAAAAUAUACAAGAGAAACCUCAAAGGGCUGUAACUCUAUAAAACAGCCAUGUUUUCUGGUGCUUCUUCUUGGACAUCUGGAAAAAAGGGACAUUUUGGAGGGAAAAAAGUGCAAAAGUUAGCUCAUUUUAUUGUAAUGCCCGUCAUUAUUAUAUGUAAUGUAAUAUUAGGCACUGGAGUAUGUAGCUCUGUUUUUUGCAGUGGCCAUAAUUUAUUGAAUAGAAAAUGAACUGUUGUGGACUUUACUACAAUUUUGUAAAGAAUUAUUCUCCUCUAAUACUCUAAAUAAUUAUACAUCAACAUUUUAUGUUUUUCUAUAUGCUCAUUCUUCAGUCUCGAAUAACAAUAGAGGUGGACAUUUACUAUUUGACUUUUUUUUUUAAAUAUUGAUGCACUUUUUAUAUUGUAGUGAUACAAACUUGAAUUUUGUAAAUAUACAGGUUAUCUUUGUUACAUGAAUUUCAAUUGUUUGCUUUCAUGAGGAUUGUGGCAUUGUAGGGCAUCUCUAGUGAGACAUCAGCCCCAGUCAACCUUCCAUGAUUGAGCAGCACAUCCUCAAAUAUGCUUCACACCUCAACAAGUAGCCUUUGAGAAAGGGUAUGCUUACUGUACAGUACGUCAUCCAGCCUGAUGAUGGUUCAUUCAUUUCAAUUAUUUAGAAUAUUGUUCAAAUGUUCCCUAACAUCAAAUGAUGUUGAGUGUUUACAAUGCUAUGAAACAUCCUUAUCAUUUGCAGAUGUAUUGUAGUCAGGGAUCCCUAUUCUCCAAUGCUUUAUCAUAUAUAUGUGUAAAUAUGCCUGUCCAAGAAUAUAAAAUAAAUAUCAAAAUAAAGGAUUUGGAAAAAGAAUGAGUGUAUAUAAAUGACAAGGAAUGAUAGCUCUUAAAUGCUUAAAUUAUAUGAGCAAAUCUUCACAAAUGUAUUCAUAAAAUAUUGUCAAAGUAACUUGUAGACUACAACUUGUUGAUAAUUCACGAUUUCACACUUACAUAUAAUAAAUAGAAUAAAGGUUAUGCGUAUUUGGCGUGCUGUCCGAGGGGAGGGCUCCGAGCUCGGAACUUUGGCCCGAACCCUGAGUACCCCCCUACAGGUUAGGACAGGAAUAGAUGUAAGUGCGGAGAAGGGGUGGCGGAGGGAUGCUGGAG
This is a messenger RNA of Onychostoma macrolepis, 5288 nucleotides long. RefSeq names its product integrin, alpha 11a (gene itga11a). NCBI's taxonomy places the organism in Eukaryota, Metazoa, Chordata, Actinopteri, Cypriniformes, Cyprinidae. Gene Ontology annotation, biological process: cell adhesion mediated by integrin; cell-cell adhesion; integrin-mediated signaling pathway. The record is from RefSeq and is a predicted model, not a curated record. Gene Ontology annotation, molecular function: integrin binding. The coding region runs from base 84 to 3746 and encodes 1220 amino acids. The transcript has 29 exons. Gene Ontology annotation, cellular component: integrin complex; external side of plasma membrane.